Rotaria sp. Silwood1 is the source of this 840-nucleotide messenger RNA. The record is from the annotation of a GenBank genome assembly. Lineage: Eukaryota; Metazoa; Rotifera; Eurotatoria; Philodinida; Philodinidae.
AUGCUUGGUGCACACGUGAUGACAACGCCGUGGUCCACUGCACCCCUUGCUCUUGACUCUUCUCGGUCUUCGAUUCGCUAUGUAGUUAAUCUUGCUUGGGGUUAUCAUACUGCUGCAGAUCGUUGGGAAGCAUGGCUUCGUGCUUGGCCAAAAGACGCGAUAUUGAUUAAUUCUCCACCGCUCCUUCUGUGGAAUACUCGCAAAACAUAUUUGAAAGAAUUGGAGAAAGCUGGUAUUCCAAUCGUUCCAACACUGUACGUCGAAGAUAUCAAUGAGAAAACACUGGUUGAUGCUGCAGCACAUUUUGCUACUGCUGAUCUCGUCGUCAAACCUCAAGUAUCUGCAUCUGGUUUUAAUAUGUUACGUAUUUUGGUUGACAAUUCGGACUUUGCUUCAUCACCAAGAUCAGUAAGUGUCACUACAGCACUUAAUGAAUUAAUUCGCUUGGGUAUCGCUCAUUCAGCAGCGAUGAUCCAACCGUUCAUGCCAAAUGUUGUUCGCGAAGGUGAACUGUCGUUACUCUUAUUUGAUGGACAAUUGAGUCACGCAGUUCGAAAAAUUGCUUCAACCGACGAUUAUCGCGUACAGCACGAACAUGGUGGUAUCACAACUGCUGUGGAUCAACCGUCGGCUGAAAUGCUCGAAUUGGCUCAUGCUUCGCUAGCCAUCUGUCCUGAAACUCCUGUCUAUGCACGUAUCGAUAUGAUACGUAAUCACCUGACUGGACGCUUGAGUAUUAUGGAACUUGAACUUAUCGAACCCGAUUUGUUUUGGAAACAUGCACUCGAUGGAGGCAUGAGAUUCGCACGUGCCAUCUUGCAAGUUCGUUCCCAGAAUUGA